AUGACAAGUUUGAUGAAAAAGGAGCAUAAGUUUGCAUGGACCCAAGAGUGUGAGGAGGCGUUUAAGAUCUUGAAAGAAAGGUUAACCACAACACCUGUGCUGGCUUUGCCGAAUGGGAGUGAUCUAUAUGACGUGUAUAGUGAUGCAUCGAAGUUGGGAUUGGGAUGUGAGUUGAUGAUUUUCACGGACCAUAAGAGUUUGAAGUACAUUUUCACCCAGACGCACUUUAAUGGGAGGCAGAGACGAUGGUUAGAAUAUAUGAGUGAUUAUACAUUGGAUAUUCAGUAUCACAAGGGAAAGGCUAAUGUGGUGGCAGAUGCUUUGAGCAGAAAGUCAGAACAUAUGAAGUUGAACUUGGAAGUAAUAGAGCAUGGUGACAUGGCUAGGAUGUUGAAUACCUUGGUGGUUAAACCAUCCAUUUAUGAUAAGAUAAGGGAAAGCCAAUUGGAAGAUGAGAAGUUAAAGGCAAUUAAGAAGAAGAUUGAUGAAGGAGAAGUGUUGGAUUUCACCAUUGGUGAUGAGGGGAGUAUUCGAUUUAAGGGAAGAUGGUGUGCACCACAAAAUUGUGGAAAUCUAAAACAAAUAUUGAUCGAAGAAGCCCAUGAAUAA
This is a messenger RNA of Chenopodium quinoa (quinoa), 609 nucleotides long. RefSeq lists its product as uncharacterized. The record is from RefSeq and is a predicted model, not a curated record. NCBI's taxonomy places the organism in Eukaryota, Viridiplantae, Streptophyta, Magnoliopsida, Caryophyllales, Amaranthaceae. The transcript has 3 exons. Bases 1 to 609 code for a protein of 202 amino acids.